CUAUUUCUGUAAAUGCACUAGGGUUAUCACUCCACUUACAGGGAGCGAUCGCUCUCGCUCUCUCCCUCCCUCUCUUUAUCACAACACUCUCACUCACUUACACAAAAUCAUGGCGGACAGAAACAGCCGGGUCAGUGUUAAGAAGAAAGAGAAGAAGGUGGAAAACAAAACAAAUGAUGAGAAGGACAAAGAGAAGGAAAAGGGGAAGGAGAAAAUUGUGAAAAAGCCUGACAAACUUGUGAAAAAGCCAGAGAAGACCCCCGAGCAGCCCAAGAUGGAUGAAGAGAAGAAGAAUGGGGAAAGUGGAGGGGCAGCAGGAGCGGAGGCAAUUAACAGUGAAGAAAAUGGAGAGUUUCAGCCCAUAGAGCUGCCACCAUUUGAGAUUAUCACAGGGGAACAGAUGAGCCCGUUCUACUUCAAGUUUCAGUUCAGGAACGUGGAAUACUCAUCAGGGAGGAACAAGACCCUACUGUGCUUCAGAGUGGAUACACCAGGAGGCAGCACAGAGCCUCUGAAAGGUUAUAUGGAGGAUGAACAUGCCACAGCUCAUGCUGAAGAGGCCUUCUUUCAACAGGUGCUCCCUAACACUUCCCAAGAGUGUGAAGUCACAUGGUAUGUAUCAUCCAGUCCCUGUGUGGCUUGUGCAGCCAAGUUGGCCAACAUCCUCCAGCAGCGCAAAAUGGUCCGUCUCUGCAUAUUCUGCUCCCGUCUCUUUGAGUGGGAGCAGCCGGAGAUAGUGGAAGGGCUCCGGGCUCUGGUGAGUGCCGGCUGCAAGCUGCGGAUGAUGAAGCCAGCUGACUUCCUACAUGUUUGGGAAACGUAUGUGGAGAAGGAGGACCAGAGCUUUACUCCCUGGGAGGAUUGUCAGGAGAACUACGACUACUACAUGGAGAAACUGGUUGAUAUCCUCAAGUAGAUGGGAGUCAGUACAUAUUGUGUGCACAUGAUGGACAAGAUCUCCCCACAGACUGAACCACAAAUCGGCCUACUUGUCAAAUUCCCACUGGAUGAUUGUGUGUUUCUUGCAGUUACAUCUGAUGGUGCAGAUCAAUAUUAGUUUGAAUGAACACUCGUGGCAACAUUUUGUAUUUUUUAUUUUGAUAAUUUCAUAGGGAGACACAAAAGGCUUGAAUGGCAUUUCUGCAGAAUCACUUAUUGUAUAUAAAUAUAUCAAACAAUAUCCAACUGGUUGCCUAAAACAUUCAUUGCUGAACCAUUUACAACUUUAACAUUAAACAUUAAAUAAGCUAACAUA
Messenger RNA from Siniperca chuatsi (mandarin fish), 1255 nucleotides. RefSeq names its product apolipoprotein B mRNA editing enzyme, catalytic polypeptide-like 2b (gene apobec2b). Gene Ontology annotation, biological process: cytidine to uridine editing. Gene Ontology annotation, molecular function: RNA binding; cytidine deaminase activity. The coding region runs from base 110 to 916 and encodes 268 amino acids. Gene Ontology annotation, cellular component: nucleus; cytoplasm. Lineage: Eukaryota; Metazoa; Chordata; Actinopteri; Centrarchiformes; Sinipercidae. The transcript has 4 exons. The record is from RefSeq and is a predicted model, not a curated record.